AUGUGGGUCAUGGUGGAAAGCCCCAUUUCUGAGGUUCUUACAUCUAUAGAAAACAUUAUCCAAGACAUAAUCAAAAGCUUGGCAAGAAAUGAAGUCCCUGCCUUCACAAUAGACAACAGAUCGCGCUGGGAAAACAUAACGUUUGAAGAUUCUGUCGGCCUUCAGUUGAUACCUCAGUGUACCACAAGAAAAAUCAAAAGUGACUCACCAAAAUCAGUUAAAAAAUUUGCUUUGAUUCUGAAAAUACUAUCCAUGAUUUAUAAGCUAGUACAAAGCAACACUUACGCAACCAAGAGAGACAUAUUCUACACUAACAGCCAACUCUUUGGGAACCAAGCUUCAGUGGACAACAUUAUAGAUGACAUUUCCUGUAUGCUGAAAGUGCCCAGGAGGAGCCUGCAUGUGUUAUCGACAUCCAAGGGGUUGAUUGCCGGCAACUUGAGAUACGUGGAGGAAGAUGGUACCCGAGUGCAGUGCACCUGUAGUGCCACGGCUACUGCUGUGCCAUCUAACAUCCAAGGGAUCCGUAAUCUCAUCACAGAUGCAAAGUUCCUGUUAAUAGUAGAGAAGGAUGCAACAUUUCAACGGCUCCUGGACGACAACUUCUGCAGCAGAAUGUCCCCAUGCAUCAUGGUCACGGGAAAGGGCAUUCCAGAUCUGAACACGAGGCUCCUGGUGAAGAAGCUGUGGGACACAUUUCAUAUUCCUGUGUUCACACUGGUAGAUGCUGACCCACAUGGCAUCGAGAUACUGUGCGUCUAUAAAUAUGGAUCCAUGUCCAUGUCUUUCGAAGCCCACAGUCUCACCGUCCCAACUAUCAGAUGGCUUGGUCUCCUCCCUUCUGAUAUUCAAAGGCUAAACAUACCUAAGGAUAGUUUGAUUCCACUGACAAAGCAUGAUCAGAGGAAACUGGACAGUAUCCUGAAGAGGCCUUAUAUUACCUACCAACCCCUCUGGAGAAAAGAGCUGGAAAUGAUGGCAGACUCUAAGAUGAAGGCAGAGAUCCAAGCCUUGACCUUCCUGUCGGCAGACUACCUUUCCAGAGUGUACUUACCCAACAAGCUGAGGUUUGGAGGAUGGAUAUAA
Molecule: messenger RNA, 1086 nt
Organism: Cricetulus griseus (Chinese hamster)
Lineage: Eukaryota; Metazoa; Chordata; Mammalia; Rodentia; Cricetidae
Source: RefSeq, a predicted model, not a curated record